Molecule: messenger RNA, 648 nt
Organism: Phasianus colchicus (ring-necked pheasant)
Lineage: Eukaryota; Metazoa; Chordata; Aves; Galliformes; Phasianidae
Gene: RPL17
Product: ribosomal protein L17
Biological process (GO): cytoplasmic translation
Cellular component (GO): ribosome; cytosolic large ribosomal subunit
Molecular function (GO): structural constituent of ribosome
Source: RefSeq, a predicted model, not a curated record
CCGGUCCCGCCCUUCCUCUUCCGCCGCCGCUCCGAGCUGAGCUCCAAAGAUGGUGCGCUACUCGCUGGAUCCGGAGAACCCCACUAAGUCAUGCAAGUCCAGGGGCUCCAACCUGCGUGUGCACUUCAAGAACACUCGUGAGACUGCCCAGGCCAUCAAGGGCAUGCACAUCCGCAAGGCCACCAAGUACCUGAAGGAUGUGACCCUGAAGAAGCAGUGUGUUCCCUUCCGUCGUUACAACGGAGGAGUUGGUCGAUGUGCCCAGGCCAAGCAGUGGGGCUGGACACAGGGACGCUGGCCCAAGAAGAGCGCGGAGUUCCUGCUGCACAUGCUCAAAAACGCAGAGAGCAAUGCCGAACUCAAGGGUCUCGAUGUGGAUUCUCUGGUGAUUGAGCACAUCCAGGUGAACAAGGCUCCCAAAAUGCGCCGGCGCACCUACAGAGCUCAUGGGAGAAUCAACCCCUACAUGAGCUCCCCCUGCCACAUUGAGAUGAUCCUCACCGAGAAGGAGCAAAUUGUUCCCAAGCCAGAGGAAGAAGUUGCUCAAAAGAAAAAGAUAUCCCAGAAGAAGCUGAAGAAGCAAAAGCUGAUGGCUCGGGAGUAAAUCUGACACAAAUGAUGUACAUAAAUAAAGUUAAAAAAAAAUAA